AUGCAGUCCAUGCGGCAACCACUCACGCGUGCCCUGCGCAACGCCCCGGCCGGCCUCACAAAAUCUGUAGCUCCCGCGACAUAUGCUACCAUCUCCCCUAGCGAUGCACCUGGCCAACCCUCCGGCUACGCAAAGACUGGCCUCAACCUGCGCGUGACAAAGGACACCAAGGUCAUCUUCCAGGGCUUCACCGGAAAGCAGGGAACGUUUCACGCAUCGCAAGCGAUAGAAUAUGGCACAAACGUGGUUGGCGGCACAAACCCAAAGAAGGCAGGCAGUGAACACUUGGGCAAGCCAGUCUUUGCCAACGUGAGCGAUGCGGUGAAGGAGGUCAAGGCAGAUGCCAGUGUCAUCUUCGUCCCACCUCCGCUUGCCGCUGCUGGUAUCGAGGAGGCAUUGACUGCAGAGAUUCCUCUGGCAGUGUGUAUCACCGAGGGUAUCCCACAACACGACAUGGUGCGCAUUACGGAUAUGCUCAAGACCCAGGACAAGACGAGACUGGUCGGACCAAACUGCCCUGGUAUCAUUGCGCCGGGACAAUGCAAGAUGGGCAUCAUGCCCGGCUUCAUCCACAAGCGCGGCCGCAUCGGUAUCGUCUCGCGAUCCGGAACCCUUACCUACGAAGCCGUCAACCAAACUACCCAAGCAGGUCUCGGCCAAUCGCUUGUCAUUGGAAUCGGCGGUGACCCAUUCUCCGGCACCAACUUCAUCGAUUGCCUGCGCGUCUUCCUCGCCGACGAGGACACCGAUGGCAUCAUCAUGAUUGGAGAGAUUGGUGGAACCGCAGAAGAGGAUGCAGCAGACUUCCUGAAGGAGUACAACGUUGGCGGCAAGGACGGCAAGGGCAAGCCAGUGGUCAGCUUCAUUGCUGGUAUCUCUGCGCCACCCGGCAGGAGAAUGGGACACGCCGGUGCGAUUGUGAGUGGUGGUAAGGGUGAUGCCAACAGCAAGAUCAGUGCGCUGGAGGCUGCUGGUGUGACUGUCGAGAAGAGCCCGGCGAGCUUGGGCAAGACCUUGAGGGAGCAGUUCAUCCAGAGAGAUCUGCUCUAG
Messenger RNA from Fulvia fulva, 1050 nucleotides. RefSeq names its product Succinate--CoA ligase [ADP-forming] subunit alpha, mitochondrial. Bases 1 to 1050 code for a protein of 349 amino acids. The record is from RefSeq and is a predicted model, not a curated record. NCBI's taxonomy places the organism in Eukaryota, Fungi, Ascomycota, Dothideomycetes, Mycosphaerellales, Mycosphaerellaceae. Gene Ontology annotation, molecular function: succinate-CoA ligase (ADP-forming) activity; succinate-CoA ligase (GDP-forming) activity. The transcript has 2 exons. Gene Ontology annotation, biological process: tricarboxylic acid cycle. Gene Ontology annotation, cellular component: mitochondrion; succinate-CoA ligase complex (ADP-forming).